Messenger RNA from Coregonus sp. 'balchen', 1650 nucleotides. The record is from the annotation of a GenBank genome assembly. Lineage: Eukaryota; Metazoa; Chordata; Actinopteri; Salmoniformes; Salmonidae.
GCAGGUUGCCAUGGAUAUCACCACCAAGUAUUGCCAUAAGGAGAUGGAGAGCUAUGGGCAGUGUGUGGCCUCCCACCCGUCUACAUGGCAACGGCACUGUCAAGACCUGAAGAUGAAGGUGGCACAGUGUACCUCUUCACAGUAAGGAAUAAACCAUUGUCCCUGACAAUAUCAGUUGUGAAAUCCAUAACCUAUUUAGCUAACGUUUCACUCCUUGUACUCCGUGUCAUUGUUUUGCAUGAUAAGGAGUUGAAUGAAAGCAGCAACAGACUGGUAGUACCCAGACUAUAACUGACUGGCCUUGAUGGUCAUAUGUAAACUCGGUACAGAGCAGAGUGGGCCUCUCUUGGAGUCUGGUUCCUCUCUAGGUUUCUUCCUAUUUUGACAGUUGGAAACAGGGGAGACAGGCAAGUAGGAGAACAGUAGGAAGGGUGGAGGUGGGGAAUGAACCCCGGUCUCCAGUGGGGAACAGUAUAUGUGACUAGUCGGGAGCAUUAACGCUAGACCACAGGCUUUGCACAGGUUUUCUCCUUCUAGGCCCUAUUCCUUCCACUGUGCUGCUGCUUGUACUUUGAGGGUCUAGGUUGGGUUACUGUAAAGAACUAUUGAUGUGAAAAUAAUUCCGAUGCAAGAAGUCAAACCAGUGAUGUUGUGAGGUGUAGGAUUGUGUUUAAGUUUUCUUCAAGAUCUUAUUGAUCAAUGUUUCUGCAGCCCUGUGAUCCAGAAGAUCCGGACAGACUGUUCCAAAGAAUUCACAGAGUUUGAACGCUGCUUACUAGAGAACCAGAACUCACCUACCUCCUGUUCAGCACACGUAGCACGCUUCCUCGGCUGUGCCGAGACAGUGGACCUUUCCGGAGUGGGUGAGUGUUCACUGAUUGUAGAUCAGUCUUCAGCUCGUUCACCACAGCCCUCACUUUUUUUUGUGGUUAUACUAACUUUUGACUGGUGUCCCUUGGCCUUGAGAGAGUGCUUUACAUCAGUUUCUUUCAUAUUCGGUCUUCAAGUACCCCCAAAAGUAAACAUUAAAUAAAUAUCUUAUUACGUGGUAUAAACUGGGUCUUUCUGUCCUUAGUAUUCAUACCUGUCCAGUGUCCGUACACCAUACUGUAUUUGUUUUGACCUUUUUGACAAUCUCAGUUAACCCAGGACUAAAAUCUUGCGUAAUUUGGUAAUUUAUGUUUACGUAAUCUGUUUUCGAGAGAUUACCUUUUUGAAUACUUAGUGUUGUAGUUUAAGUGAAUAUAUCUCCUCUUUCAGCAGUGAACCCGGUUCCUCAUCCCUGUUAGGACCCAGCAGUGACCAUCAUCCAUCCCUCUCAGAGAAGAUAUCUCCUUCCUGCAAUACUGACGCCGGACUGCUCUAUCAAUCAUGGAUAAAUCAAUGCCCAUGGCAUUUUGAUAACAUCCUGACUUUGUACAUGGAUAAAGUGGACUCUUGUCCAUGGCUACUUUAGGAUUUGUCAAGAGAACUCGGAAUACUAGACAUUAACAAGUUACUGGGACUGAGACUGUCAAGAAUCAAGAUGGGUUUCUAAAAAUUAAAAUUUUUUUAUUUUUUAUUUUUUUAAAUAAUAUAUAAAAUACAUGUAUGCACUCACUAACUGUAAAUGACUAAAAUGUAAAUAUGUCAUUUCUUGAAGUUCUAUAA